This is a messenger RNA of Pocillopora meandrina, 9636 nucleotides long. Lineage: Eukaryota; Metazoa; Cnidaria; Anthozoa; Scleractinia; Pocilloporidae. The record is from the annotation of a GenBank genome assembly.
GUGGGGAUGGUAAACAUUCGAUGUCAGUGUUGCGUAUCUGUACCUUCCACUUAUCUUUUAUUAUUGUAUAACAACAAGGCAGUUAUUUUACUCAUUUAACCUCGUGAAUUAUUGUGGAAGAGGAAAGCUGAAAAGGUAUUGUGAAGGUUUGGUUUGUUGGAGAUAAGAUUCCAGAGAUCCGAACGUUAAGCUCAGGAACUGAUCGAGUUCAUCGAUGAAUAGAAAAAAUAUACGCGUAUAUUCGGUAUACAUGCGCAACUGAUGUGUCUUUGUUGUUCAAUAUUAUAAGUUCAUUUGUGUCACUGUAACAUUGUUGUAUAAAAGAAGGAAUUUUGGGUCUGAAAAAAGCAACGAGCUGACAUCUGAAAAUUUACAUAUUAUUGAAAACAGCUAAGUUAGCCCGUACAUACUAAUGAGAUAUGCAGAUGCGUAUAAUUAUCCUUAUGCGCAUAUUUGCGCCAUUUAGAUGUGAAUACAUGUCUGAAGGUUACAUUUAUACGCACUUUCUUUCAAAUUUAUGUGCAUUUUUUUUAGUAUUUUGGUUGACGUAUUUCUAAUCAUGAGCGGUACUGAGUGAUCUUCUGUAUGUUACAUUUCAUAUUUCAAACUUUCUGUAACUACUCAGGUCAACUAGAUUGAGAAAAAUCAGUCUGCAGGCACUGAUAAAACCCAAUUGAAUUCCAGCCUAUGGUUUCUCUCUUUAACCUUUUUAGUUGUAUUUCCCAAAAGUGACUAACAUGUAACUUCUUCUUUAUGAUAACCAUUCGACACACAGUAAGCAGGUAAUGAGAAUAUUAAAACUUAUCAGAAAAACAUUUUUAUCUUGAUCUAACACCAGUAGGUGAUAGCAACAUACCUCUCAUUUACAAGAAAAUGUUUAGCAGCUCCAUGGGGGGGGGGAAUUAAUCCAUGUAACAAUCAGAUCUUGGGAGUUAAAGUUGAAGAGCUAAGGAGGUGCUCACUUUUGAGAAGUUACAUUUACAGACACUAAUGAAUUACUACCUUCACCAUUUGUUUUACUGUUUUGUCAUUUCAUGUUUGAUGUUUUUGGUGAUCAACAGCUAUUGAAGGCAGCAUAACGGUGAUGGCUGAUUUAGCAGAAGAUCAUGAAAACCAAUUAAAAUAUUUAAGAUGUGGACACUCAGAUCACCUGUUGAAGUCUAUCAACAGACUACGAAAGGAAAGGAAGCUGUGUGAUAUCACUUUAAAAGUUGGAGAAAAAGAGUUUUCCGCCCACCGUGUAAUCCUGAGUGCUUGUAGUGAUUAUUUCUGUGCCAUGUUUACUGGCAAUAUGGAGGAAAGUCACAAGUCUGUGGUUGAACUUCAUGGUCUAGACUCAGACACUAUGGAAUUUAUUCUGGACUUUGUAUAUACUGAGACAAUUCAAGUUAGUGUUGAGAAUGUACAAGCCCUGCUUCCUGCUGCAUGUCUUCUACAGUUGACAGGUUUGUUUAACAGUUGUUUAACCCUUUCAUUCCUAGCAGUGACCAAGACAUACUUUCUCCUUACCAGAUCAAUACAAUAUCAAGCAGAAAAGUGAUAAGAAUUCCCAGAUUUAACAAAAAAUUCCCUGUUCAUGAACAUGUUCCUUGGAAUGAAAAUUGUGGCAAGGAUUCUGUAUUCUUUCUUUUUAUAAGUUGGAUUUUUUGAUGGUAUUCUUCAUUGUUUGUUAGCUCUGCUAAGUUAAAUGUAUCUGUUAUAGUAUCAUUAUCUGGUUCAUUUAAGAAUAUAUGAAAGUCAUAUAUUUGAACUGCGGAUAAAGACAUGAAUGAAAGUGAUCCUCGCAGUAAUGUGCGCUACUUAGGCAGUAAUGAAAAAUAAGGCCUAAAAAAAAUUCAGGCCUGUACGGGAUUUGAACCCAUGACCUCUCACUGGUAUCACAGAGGUCAUGGGUUCAAAUCCCAUACAGGCCUGAAUUUUUUACAGGCCUCAUUUUUCAUCACUGCCUAAGUAGUGCACAUUACUGCGAGGAUCACUCUCAUUCACAUUAUCUGGUUCAUAGAAAAAGUUAUGAAAAAUUAGAAACUUUCCUGAUGGCUCAGCCACUUAGUCUCUACAUGCUUAACUCUUUACACCCUAACAUCAGUAUGCAUAUUCUCCAUACUGUUCUCUAUACAUUUCCUAAGGUUCUGAAAAGGAGAAUUUGUUGAACAAUCUAGAGUUUCUAUCUUUAGUGAUCAUUUCCUUUUUUGUUGUGACCUUUAUGUGUGAUUUGGGGGUGAUAUUGUAAGGAGAAAUUAGAUGUUUGUCACUCAUAGGGGUUAAAGGGUUAAUGCUACGUGUAAUUCUUCCAACACAAGUAGAGACCAAAAUAUUUUGGUGCAAUCUAAAAACUGUAUAAGGUAGGCAAGUGAUCCAUAUUUAACACAAUAUCAGUUUGUCAGUUCUCCUUACUGUUCUGUACACAUUCCAUAGGGUCAUGACAAGGAGAAUUUGUGCAACAAUCAAGAGUCUCUUGAGUUUGCAAUCAUUUCCUUUAUUCUCAUGACCUCCAUGUUUGGUUCACGGAUGAUACUGUUAGAAAAAAUUAGAUGCCCAUCAAUCUUAGGGUUAAGAUGUCAUAGACAUAGAGAUAGAGAUGUCAGUGACUGUUAGAUUGAUAGAUCAGGUCACAUACUUAAGUGCAGAUUAGAGGAUUUUUGUCAUCCUAUUAACCCCCCCAUCCUCUAAAUUUAUGCAACUAUUUGUCCCCCCUCCACCCUCUGAAUUUGUGCGACUAUUUCCCCCCCCCACCCUCUGAAUUUGUGCAACUAUUUGUCCUCCCCCCCCUCUGAAUUUGUGCAACUAUUUGUUUCCCCUCCCCCACCCUCUGAAUUUGUGUAACUAUUUGUGUCAUCCAAAUUUGGAUGGGUGCUAAUAGAAUUAAAUUCACUUUCUUUUACAGGUGUGCAAAAAGCUUGUUGUGAUUUUCUAGAAGAGCAGUUGGAUCCCUCUAAUUGUUUAGGUAUCAAGGCAUUUGCUGAGACCCAUGGAUGUGAAGAGCUAAGAAAAGCUGCUGAAAAAUACAUCCUGAAACACUUUGUUGAGCUUGUGGAUAGUGAGGAGUUCCUGCAACUUGACAAUGAGGAUCUGGUGUCACUCAUUAAAUGUGACAAUUUAACUGUAAGUUAUUUGUAUUGUUAGUACUUACUGAACUCUGUGUGACUCAAACCCCUGCCAGCUUAAUCCUGUGAAUCAACUGGAAAAAAUCAUCAAUUUUUCAAGAUUUUGGUCAUAUAUUUACUACUGUAAUUUUACCAUUUAUUUAUUAAUACUGUACAUUGUUAAAAGAUCAAGCCUUCCUCCAAGCUUGAAACAAUUUCCAGACUAAGAGUUUUGCCAAGAAUUCUCUUGCUUUCACCAUGAUUAUUAUGAAAAUGUUCAACUUGGCAAAUUAACACAAUCUGUGCAUUUUACGCUUUUUGGUACAGGUGUAUGACAUGUAUCAGAUAUGUACUUCAAUUUGAACCUUGUUUAUUGAUGUAAAAUUGACAGGUGCCAUCUGAGGAGGCAGUUUUUGAGGCACUCAUUUCCUGGAUCAAGCAAAACGAAGUGAAGAGGAAGGCAAUGUUGCCUAAAAUGUUGGAGUUUGUAAGGUUACCUCUUCUCACUCCACGAUACUUGACAGAUGUUGUUGAUGGCGAGGCAAGUAUUUUUACUAAAUGUGUCAUGAUCAUUUUUUAUUCCAAGUUGUCAUUUAAAUCAGUCUAUAGCAGAAACCAUUAGUUGUCAGAUUAUUUUGCGCUAGCUACCUUGCAAAUUGUGAUGAAAGACAGAAAAUUAGUAUUUUUGAACUGAUUCUAACAUCAAUGGCUGGCUUAAAAAAAGUUACUCAUGACAAAUACAUCCCAGAAUGCUAAAGUUCAUGUCUCAGAGAGUUGCAAAUUUCAAAUUUUUCAGGGGCAGGGGAACAUGCCCACUAACCCUUCCCUAGAAGGGCAUGUUGCUUUAUAGGACACUAUGCCUCCUAUACAAGUAUAAUUCAAUUCAGCAGCCUCAGUACUCAGUUCAGAUCAAACAUCUAGUUUAUUUUCUAAUGACAACCCAAUAGCCGUCUUUAUUCUUUUUAUGAUUAUUAUUAAUAUUAGUUAAUAUUCAAUAUUGUCAUUAACUGCAGUAUUAUGUCCAUGGUUGACUUUACAGCAAUUGAUAAGACAAAACCUUGACUGUAGAGAUUUGGUAGAUGAAGCUAAAAAAUACCACUUGAGACCUGAGUGUCGUCAAGCAAUGCAAAACGACAGAACCAAGUCACGUAUUGGCCUGUCAGAAGUGAUGUAUGUACUGGGAGGCUUUGGAAACUUGCAGUCUCCUGUUGAUGUUGUUGAGAAGUAUGAUCCUGCAGCAAAUCAGUGGUCCAUUGUUCAGGUAAACUUCUGCAGGGCACUCAUAGUGAAUCACAUUAAAACAUUGAAAAAAAAAAAAUUUCAAACAUGCAAAAAUUGUUUUUGUUUUAGCUGUAUAUAAGAGAUGUGGCCUGUAUGCCAACACAUGGGAAACAUGCACAUCCUGUUCUGGAGGGUAGCUUUACAAACACUUGUGCCAAGGAUACAUUUAAGUAACCUUUUACAUCCUAAAAAUUGGUACAGUCAAACCUGUAUUUAGCUGCACUGCAUUAAGCAGUCACCUCAUAUUAACCCUUUAACUUCCACAUCAAAAUUGUAAUUCUCCUUACUGUCAACCAUGCAAUUCUUAUAGUUAGUUCAGAGAAUUUAGUAUUGGAUCAACUAAUCAUCCCCAAAUUUACAUUUUUCUUUAUUCUCUUCACAUAUCUGGUUGAUAUUGUAUUGAAAUUGCAAGGAGAAAUUCUGUUUUGGUCGUUCAUGUGAGUUAAAGGGUUUAGCAGUUGGUUUCCAAAUUCCUGACAUUGUUACCCCUUAAUUAAAAUAAUUUUGACCUCUAUUAAGCAUUCAUGGUUACCCUUUACUGAGUCCUGCCUGCCUUUUCGUAUUGUCCUCCACCUUUGUUGAACAGUCACUUUAAGUGAAAACCACUAAAAUACAGCUAAGAAUAAUCUUUCAAGUAAAAAAAUACCAUGUUUGUCUCCCACAAUUAAUGUUAGCAGUAUUUAUGAGUGAGUUUUUGUACAUUAAGUGUCAGUAAGGGAAUAAAAUGGCAAUUUUUAUCGGUUUUGAAAAUACCCCUCUUCUGUGGAACUUGUGCAUGUAUGUAGCAGUCAAUCUGUAUUCAGCCAUUCCUUGUGGGUAACCGCUAAACCCUUAAACUCCCAAGAUCUGAUUGUUAAUUCUCCCCUCUAGCUGCUACACAUUUCCUUGUAAAUCAGUAGAGAGAAUUUAGUGUUAGAUCAAGACAAAAACUUCUCUCUGAUAAGUUGGAGUUUUCUCCAAUACCUGUUGGCGGGAUAAUAUAUGGGUAUUAUAGGGAGAAGUUCUAUGUUAAUCACUUCUUGGAGUUGGAAGGUUAAUACAGGUUCGACUGUUUUCAUAUUCUCCACACUGAGCCCUUUUUCUGUACAUGUUUGCAUGAAGUAGAACAAGCAGCACAAAAAGAAGGGACUUGAUGAAUUGACUCAACAGCAUAUAACAUUUCUAAUCUCACAAAAAUACUUGUCAUCGUUACUUGCUGACCGUGGCAUUUAUGUCUUUCAGCCAAUGAGACGAAAAAGACGGUAUUUAAGUGCUGUUGCUCUGAAUGGAAGGCUAUACGCUAUUGGUGGCUACGAUGCCUCAAGUCGUCUCAAUACUGUUGAGUGCUUUGAUUCAUCGACAUCCCAGUGGUCCGCCAUGACUCCUAUGUUACAGAGACGAGGUUUAGCAGGAGCGACAACUUUAGGAGGUUAGCAGAUUUGUGACAGGAUGCUUUGGUAUCACAAAGAAAUAUGGCAUUCUAAUAUUGUUAACCCUUUCCACCUUAAGAGUGACAAGCAUCUAAUUUCCCCUAAAUCAAACAUUAAAGGAAAUGAUCGCAAACUCGAGGGGCGCUUGAUUAUUAGACAAAUUCUCCUUGUAAAUGUAUAGAGAACAGUAUGAUGAACUUGCAAACUGAUGAGGGUGGAAAGACUUAGGGCAGACCAGGGUUUUGUUUUAGGUCCUGGCGGGUGUCAAUUUGUUCUGUUCUUUCGAAGACACUUCACCAUCACAAUGCGUCUCUCAACCUGGAGUAAAAAUGUGUAUCAGUGAGCUGUUAGGAGUGAUUUAAUUGGGUUCAUCGUAUUUAUAAAAUGAGGAGGCUGUACUACGGUAACGCAGCGGUCACACGUCGGGCAUGCGCGAGGGGGUCAUUCAGGCCGGCUGCGCACCAAUUUCCCGCGCAAAGCUUCAAAGAAAAGGAUAACGAAUAACCACUGUAUCGUUUAUUAAACGAAAGAAUAUUGAAGUAUGUAUAGAAAUCUGUAUGUCAGAUUUGAAAUUGAAAUUUUCUCCUCUGUAUUUUGACCCAGAGAUAUCGUAACUAACUUACCAACAUCGUUUUCUCGGUUUAGUUGCGGUACCUCGUUUUUUUUUCCGCUCGGAUUUAUGCCGCAAGCGGGAGGAGCGCGGGUCAUAAAUCCGAGCGGAAAAAACCGGGUCCGUAACUUACAAUACGGCCCUUGCACUCGGUUGGUAAGAGAUAUUUAUUAGUUGUAGAUAGGUUUAUACUGUAGUGUUAGCUGGAGACAACCUUUUUGCUUUGAAUUUCAGGAAAGAUUUUUGUGGCUGGGGGAUUUGAUGGCACAACAAGACAUACUAGUGUUGAAUGCUAUGAGCCAACGAUAGACAGAUGGACUUUGGUGAGUGAGAUGCAAGCGCCCAGGGAGGGUGCUGGACUGGCUAAUCUUGACGGUGUGCUAUACUGUGUAGGUGGUUAUGAUGGAAACAGCAUUUUAAACAGCAUCGAAAGGUUUGAUCCCAGAACAGGACAAUGGACCGGCUUGUCUCCAAUGAGUACCAGAAGAUCAGGUAUGGCUGAAAUGUGUUACCCUUUACAUCUGAACAUCAGUGUGCAUAUUCCCCAUACUGUUCUACUGUGCAUUUCUUUAACAUGCUGACAAGUGGGAUUGUAAUUUGUAAUGUUUAUCUUUUCAGUUAGUGCAAAGGUAAGAAGCUUCUGGUCGUGUGUAAAAUGAAUCGCGUGAAAAUUUUUUUGUUUUCCUGUCUCCAAACUCUCGAGGAAACGAGGAUCGAGGAUCGAGUAUCGAGGAUCGAGGGACUUUUAAAUUACUCAGUACGGUACUGAACGGAAUUGUGGGAGAAGGAUUUUGGUUGUGUCACUAUAAAAUUUACCUGAUCCUCUCAUCAGGCUGUCUGAUUUUCUCAUGAUCUCCCCCGAGCUGGCAAAUAAUUGGCAGUAAAUUACUAUGUUCCCGUCUUUAUACUCUGGCGAUGACCGAUCACCCUUCCGUUCCCCCCUGAAAACCAUGGGAUACCUCAAAAAUCAUCUAGGCCCCCCUUCCCUGACGAUAGUAAAUAAUGACUGGUUCCUUCUUAAUUAGGUGCUGGGAUAGUAGUCCUUGAUGGGCAGCUGUAUGCUGUCGGUGGCUAUGAUGGCAGCCAACAUUUAUCAUCUGUCGAAUGUUACAGUCCUUGCAAUGAUCAAUGGAUGAACGUUGCAAAUAUGAAGUCCAACCGGUGCUAUGUGGGGACAGCGGUUAUCUGUGGGAAACUGUUUGCUGUAGGUGGCUAUGAUGGUGUGUCUCUUUUGGACUCGUGCGAGAGCUAUGACCCUUCCAUCCAGGAGUGGACGUUGAUGACGUCCAUGGCUACCAGUCGCUGUGAUAUGGGUGUAGCAGUUCUCCUUGGGCAAUAGAUGGAUCUUUAAUGGCUACAACUUGUUGUGAUAUGGGUGUGGCAGUUCUCCUUGCACAAUGGGUCAUCCGUGGCCACAAGUCGCUGUGAGAUGGGUAUAGCAGUUCUCCUUGGACGAGGUCUUCAAUGGCUACAAGUUGCUGUGAUAUGGGUGUGACAGUUAUCCUUGGACAAUAGGUUAUCCAUAGCCACAAGUCGCUGUGAGAUGGGUGUAUGAGUUCUCCCUGUUCAAUAGAUCUCCAACGGCUACAAGAUGCUGUGAUAUGGGUGUGGUAGUUCUCUUUAGACGAUAGGGCCUUCGAUGGAUACAAGUCGCUGUGAGAUGGGUGUAGCAGUUCUCCUGGGACAGCAGGUCUUCGAUGGCUACAAGUCGCUGUGAUAUGGGUGUGGUAGUUCUCCUUGGACAAUAAGUCUUCGAUGGGUACAAGUCGCUGUGAUAUGGGUGUGGCAGUUCUCCUUGGACAAUAAGUCUUCGAUGGGUACAAGUCGCCGUGAUAUGAGUGUGGUAGUUCUCCUUGGACAAUAAGUCUUCGAUGGGUACAAGUCGCUGUGAUAAGGGUGUGGUAGUUCUCCUUGGACAAUAAGUCUUCGAUGGGUACAAGUCGCUGUGAUAUGAGUGUGGUAGUUCUCCUUGGACAAUAAGUCUUCGAUGGGUACAAGUCGCUGUGAUAAGGGUGUGGUAGUUCUCCUUGGACAAUAAAUCUUCGAUGGGUACAAGUCGCUGUGAUAAGGGUGUGGUAGUUCUCCUUGGACAAUAAAUCUUCGAUGGGUACAAGUCGCUGUGAUAUGAGUGUGGUAGUUCUCCUUGGACAAUAAGUCUUCGAUGGGUACAAGUCGCCGUGAUAUGGGUGUGGUAGUUCUCCUUGGACAAUAAGUCUUCGAUGGGUACAAGUCGCUGUGAUAAGAGUGUGGCAGUUCUCUUUGGACAAUAAGUCUUCGAUGGGUACAAGUCGCUGUGAUAUGGGUGUGGCAGUUCUCUUUGGACAAUAAGUCUUCGAUGGGUACAAGUCGCCGUGAUAUGGGCGUGGUAGUUCUUUUUGGACAAUAAGUCUUCGAUGGGUACAAGUCGCUGUGAUAUGGGUGUGGCAGUUCUCCUUUGACAAUAGGUCAAAUUGUUAAAAUUGGAAUUUUUGUUAAGGAGACAUCGACUGCUUAGCAUUCUGGAACAGACAAUCGUAAAUGAAAUAAUGCUGUCUUUCAAAAAAUGCAAACAGCUGUAAGGAAAAAAGGCAAAAGGCCCCAUACACCGCAGGAGUGAAUAGGCUAGAUCUAAUUUUCCUCAGGACAGCGCUAAACCCUUACCGCUAACGUUACUGUUGAUUAGAAAGAGGCGUUGGAAAUCAAUUCAAAUCAAAUCAAGUCCGUCUUUUUGAGCAUGAUAUUAUUUUUGGAACUAGUAAGAUCAUUAUAGUUUAAAGCACUUUUCAACUGAGUUUCGAAAAUAAGCCGGGAUUUCUUAGUUAUUUCUUUACUUCGCUCUGUUAUUGGUCAAAGAAACUCGCGCUAGUCUCUCAACAGACGCAAAACUUGAACCAAUCACGACUUGAGUUCUCAUUGGCUCUUUAGGGUACUUUUCUUACUUCUGAUCGAUGAUUGGCUGUUGUGAUAACUUUGGUUCGGGUUUUAUGACACUCAAUCGAAAAGCGGUCUAAGGUAGAUUAUUUGCUAAUUCACUCCUGGUUGGCGUUUGUUGAGUGGCUGUUUGGUUUUUGUCCUCUACUUUUUUGCUGUUUUUCAUUGCGAUCGUAAUCAUAAUUAUGUUUCAUUUACCAUUGACUUGUAAAUAUUUAUUCAUUAAUAAUUACUGAUAAGCCAUGUAACAUGAAUCUCAGGAGGUUUUAAUCAAUAAAAAAAGAGCCGUUGAUUUUGAACGAUUUUAAGAUCUAUGAUCGGAGCGAAGCAACGUCACCGUGGG